Orycteropus afer afer is the source of this 1212-nucleotide messenger RNA. RefSeq names its product potassium two pore domain channel subfamily K member 3 (gene KCNK3). Gene Ontology annotation, molecular function: open rectifier potassium channel activity; potassium ion leak channel activity. Gene Ontology annotation, biological process: potassium ion transmembrane transport; stabilization of membrane potential. NCBI's taxonomy places the organism in Eukaryota, Metazoa, Chordata, Mammalia, Tubulidentata, Orycteropodidae. The transcript has 2 exons. The record is from RefSeq and is a predicted model, not a curated record. Gene Ontology annotation, cellular component: membrane. Bases 1 to 1212 code for a protein of 403 amino acids.
AUGAAGCGGCAGAACGUGCGCACGCUGGCUCUCAUCGUGUGCACCUUCACCUACCUGCUGGUGGGCGCCGCGGUCUUCGACGCGCUCGAGUCGGAGCCCGAGAUCACCGAGAGGCGGUUGCUGGAGCGGCGGCAGCAGGAACUGCGGGCGCGCUACAACCUCAGCCAGGGCGGCUAUGAGGAGCUCGAGGGCGUCGUGCUGCGCCUCAAGCCGCACAAGGCCGGCUUGCAGUGGCGCUUCGCUGGCUCCUUCUACUUCGCCAUCACUGUCAUCACCACAAUCGGGUACGGCCACGCAGCUCCCAGCACGGAUGGCGGGAAAGUGUUCUGCAUGUUCUACGCAUUGCUGGGCAUCCCGCUCACGCUUGUCAUGUUCCAGAGCCUGGGUGAGCGCAUCAAUACCUUUGUGAAGUAUCUACUCCACCGCACCAAGAAGGGGCUGGGCAUGAGGCGCGCCGACGUGUCCAUGGCCAACAUGGUACUCAUUGGCUUCUUUUCGUGCAUUAGCACUCUGUGCAUUGGCGCCGCCGCCUUCUCCUACUAUGAACACUGGACCUUCUUCCAGGCCUACUACUACUGCUUCAUCACGCUCACCACCAUCGGCUUCGGUGACUACGUGGCACUGCAGAAGGACCAGGCGCUGCAGACACAGCCGCAGUACGUGGCCUUCAGCUUCGUCUAUAUCCUCACGGGUCUUACGGUCAUCGGAGCCUUCCUCAACCUCGUGGUGCUGCGCUUCAUGACCAUGAACGCUGAGGACGAGAAGCGCGACGCCGAGCACCGCGCGCUGCUCACACGCAACGGGCAGGCGGGCGGCGGCGGCGCGAGCUGCGGCGGCGGCGGCGCGGGCGGCAGCGCGCACACCACCGACACUGCAUCUUCCACAGCUGUGGCGGGAGGCGGCAGCGGCGGCUUCCGCAACGUCUAUGCCGAAGUGCUGCACUUCCAGUCCAUGUGCUCGUGCCUUUGGUACAAGAGCCGCGAGAAGCUGCAGUAUUCCAUCCCCAUGAUCAUCCCGCGGGACCUCUCCACGUCCGACACGUGCGUCGAGCAGAGCCACUCGUCACCGGGAGGGGGCGGCCGCUACAGCGACACUCCCUCGCACCGGUGCCUCUGCAGCGCCGCGCCGCGCUCCGCCAUCAGCUCGGUGUCUACGGGUUUGCACAGCCUGUCCACCUUCCGCGGCCUCAUGAAGCGCAGGAGCUCCGUGUGA